This is a messenger RNA of Triplophysa rosa, 1449 nucleotides long. It is a transcript of the gene tigarb, whose product is annotated as TP53 induced glycolysis regulatory phosphatase b. The transcript has 6 exons. The record is from RefSeq and is a predicted model, not a curated record. NCBI's taxonomy places the organism in Eukaryota, Metazoa, Chordata, Actinopteri, Cypriniformes, Nemacheilidae. Gene Ontology annotation, cellular component: cytosol. Gene Ontology annotation, molecular function: fructose-2,6-bisphosphate 2-phosphatase activity. Gene Ontology annotation, biological process: fructose 2,6-bisphosphate metabolic process; regulation of pentose-phosphate shunt; positive regulation of DNA repair. Bases 169 to 942 code for a protein of 257 amino acids.
AUGAUUGAACUAGCUGCCCGGAGGCGUUGCAAAUAUGGCAGCCGAGUGAGGAGACUUUGCUUAAAGGGGCUUUGCCAUUUAUUUACUGACGUAAUUUUCCCGCUGCACGUGUACGCGUGAACCAGGAAGAGACCGUUAUACAUUAAACCGCUGCUACUGUUUUCUGUAAUGCUCACGUUUGCAUUAACAAUCGUACGACAUGGCGAAACGCAAUACAACAGAGAUAAGUUGCUCCAAGGUCAGGGCAUUGACACGCCACUGUCAGAUACAGGACAUAAGCAGGCGGCAGCUGCUGGCUUAUACCUCAAAGACCUGCAUUUCACUAAUGUCUUCGCCAGUAACCUGCAGAGAGCCAUUCAGACGGCUGAAAUCAUUUUAAGGCACAACCUUCAUUCUUCUGACAUGGAGAUGGUGUUGGAUCCUUUACUUCGAGAGAGGGGUUUUGGAGUGGCAGAAGGACGACCAAAAGAAGAUCUGAAGAACAUGGCUAAUGCUGCAGGUCAAGCCUGCCGGGACUACACCCCACCUGGAGGCGAGACGCUGGAUCAGGUGAAGAUGCGAUUUAAGAAGUUCCUCAAGUCGUUCUAUCAGCGCAUGUUGGAUGAACAUGCUCCACCCAACCAAUCUUCUGCGUCUGGGCCAUCAGAACCCGAGCGGCCUGUAAUCGCUGGACUGGCUAAUGACGGCGUCUGCGGCGUGCCUGUCCACGCUCUGAUCGUCAGUCAUGGCGCGUUUAUCCGUGUCUCUGUACGCCACCUAGUGGACGAGCUGCAGUGCUGUCUACCCGCAGGCCUGAAGAUGAACAAGGUGUUCUCCCCGUGCCCAAACACCGGCAUCAGCAGGUUUAUCUUCACCCUCCGCAGAGCAGAGAGCGGCCCACGAGCCACACACAUCCACUGUGUCUUUAUCAACAGAAAAGACCACCUGGAUGAUGUCAAAUAACACUGAAUUUGACUUGUAACUACCUGGUUUAUCGGUAUUGCCCCUGGCUUUGACCUGGCCAGUGUAUAUUUCUCCUUACAUACUGAAGGACUUGUUGUGAAAAAAGCACAUUUGUCUCCAUGUGAUUUAUUUAAAUGCAGUGUGUUGAUGAUGUUUGUGCUGUAGUCUGUAUGGCACAAAAUUAUUUGAUUCAUUCUGUCACGACUGAAUGUGUCUGUUUGAUGCACGCUAAGCUUACAGAUGCACUUUUUAUGUUGUUUUGCCUUUUAAACACUAAAGUGUUCACAUAUAUAUAUUGAUGUAUAUGCAAUAAAAGACUUGUAGAAAUAUAAGGCCUAAAAGGUUUAUUUUACUAUUAUAAAUGUUUUAUAAGGUCAAUGCUCUUGUUUCAGUGCAGUCUUAGGUAGGUUUCUUAAAGCGGCAUUCUGCGAUUUGUUUCUAUCGACAUGUUUUAAACAUAAAAUUCGAGCUGACUACUUUGUUACGGUUAAUGAAAAAUAAAAUGGG